Paramuricea clavata is the source of this 1572-nucleotide messenger RNA. The record is from the annotation of a GenBank genome assembly. NCBI's taxonomy places the organism in Eukaryota, Metazoa, Cnidaria, Anthozoa, Malacalcyonacea, Plexauridae.
AUGCCUUACUUUCAAGGCUUAUUUGAAAAACGCUGCUUAACCAUAGGCGCCCCAACUCAGCUUUCAUUCUUUACCACGGCCUUCUCAAUUCUCUUCACGAUCCUGAAUGUCCCUGGUAACUUCUUAGUGAUCCUAGCUGUAGCUAAAGAUCCCUAUAAGAACUUACGUACCCCUUUCAACUACCUGAUGGCAAAUCUCGCACUCGCAGAUUUAAUUGUGGGGACAGUGACCGAUCCUAUGUCCAUAUACAACCAUUGGAAAGAAGGCAUCAAUGCUAAGCUGUUAAAACGCGAGGUCCAGAUCUUCCAUAUGUCUUACUUCAUAUCCUGUACAGCUUCAGUUCUCAGCUUGGCGACAUUAGCCGUGGAGAGAUAUUUGGCUAUCAGCAAUCCACACACCUAUAGGAACAGGUAAUGGUGAUAUUAGUAUAAGUAUAGUACAGUAGAACUCCGCUAACUCCAACUCCCAAGGGAAGCGAAAAAGUAUUCGAGAAAGUGACUGGGGUCGGUGUUGGAUUUUGUUUAUGAUAUUAAUAAUUAGUAAGAUAUAGUCGUUUUAUUAUUCAUCACAAUUGUGAGCUAUUACGGUGCACUCUAUAAAAUGUGAACCCGCUAUAUUUGACCAAUGGAAAAUGAAAUUUUGUUCGACGUCAUAGCGAGGAGUUUGAGUUAAGCGAGUUCGAGUUAGGUUUCUAUUGUAGUAUGAUGCCCAGUGCAAUUCGGAAAGAACAUACACGAGUGAGUUUUUCAACCGAAAACAAUUAAAUUGAGUCGGAAGAAAGUAAGGACGAAUGCACUUUGAAAACGAGUGUGUGUUUCGAAUAGAGUAAUUGUCAGGUUUAGUAUUAAUGUUACGAUUAAGAUUGUGUUGAAAUUGGGUUUUCAAUGCAAAAAUAUUCCAACUGAUAAAUUAGGUUGAUAAAUGAGAAGGCUGGUAAAUGUUUUCUGUUUUAGGUUCACGACUAAGCGUGUAUUCGCGACAGCUGGAUGUAUUUGGCUCGUCUCAUUCACCAUCCCUUUCAUUUACUUCGAAGUAGGCACCGUCACAUACGCCUUCAUAUUUGCCAAUACUGCAAUCGUGCUCGCGAUCGCUAUAACGUGUUUCACGUUUGGGUUAAUGAUACGUGCAUUUCAACACCGCGCACGGAGUGAUGCCCCAAUCGCAAUCACGAAUCAUAAUGUGGAACACGAAAACUCGACAACGCACGCUGUAGGACGUAACGCCCAAAGUCAAACCGCCGCUAAAUGGGAACGAAAGGUAACCAAAAUGUUCUUGGUGGUGUUACUUGCUCUUCUCUGUUGCUAUGGUCCCUCGACGGUGUUUAUCUAUGCUAUGAGCUUUUGUGAAAGCUGUAGUUGCACUGCCCUGCAUUGGUUUAGAGAUCUUCAGUUUCUGUUUGUCAUUAUGAAUAGCAGUGUGAAUUUCUUCUGCUACGCGCUGAGGUCGCGAAGAUUCAAGAAUGCGUUCGCGCAUAUCUUGAAGAUCAAGAGAAUGGGGGAAGCGGAGCCUGUGUCGAACUCUGGUACAAGAUUUACACAUUGUUCAACCGAUCGCAUAGACACUCGUAUUUAG